Thrips palmi is the source of this 2015-nucleotide messenger RNA. RefSeq names its product gustatory receptor 5a for trehalose-like. Lineage: Eukaryota; Metazoa; Arthropoda; Insecta; Thysanoptera; Thripidae. The coding region runs from base 49 to 1506 and encodes 485 amino acids. The transcript is spliced from 10 exons. Gene Ontology annotation, cellular component: membrane. Gene Ontology annotation, biological process: sensory perception of chemical stimulus; detection of chemical stimulus involved in sensory perception of taste. The record is from RefSeq and is a predicted model, not a curated record. Gene Ontology annotation, molecular function: taste receptor activity.
CGCGCGGCGCCACGCGUCGACUGGCGGCGGCGGGCCGAACGGACCACCAUGGACUUCAUGGUGACGCAACGGCGGCCCAAACAGUCCUCUAUGGACUUCAUGAUGACGCAACGGCGGCCCAAAGGUGACGAAGUCUACUCUGAGGGCCGGCAGCGGGCAUGGACACUUCCAGUGAAGCCGGUAUUUCGCAAAUCCCUUCUGGUUUCGUCAAACCUGGACAGGUCUUCGUCAUCGCACUGGAGCCCCGCCUCUUCUCCCGUGCCUUCCUCGGUUGCAGACGGGUUCCUCUUAGGGUUCCGUCCGGCCCUGGUGUUCGCUCAGAUGUUCAGCUUGCUGCCAGUGAGCAAGCCGUCGGACGCCCAGCACGCGGAUUUCCGGUGGAAGUCGGCAAGGACCGUCAUCACGGCCAUCAUCAUCGCCCUGGCCAUCUUCAAGUCGAGCUUUUCCAUCAUCCGUAUGAUUGAGACCGGGGUCAAGUACAACACUUCAGUGAACGCCAUUUUCUUCACCAUGACCAUCACGGCGCAGGUGUUGUUCCUGCGCGUGAGCAGCGCGUGGCGCGGGCUGGUGCUGGCGGUGGGCCGCGUGGAGGCGGUCUUCAUCAGGGUCUACGGCAACCCGCACAAGCUGCGGCCGCGCAUGCUCGCCGUCACCGCGGCCGCCCUUGCCAUGGCGGUUGUGGAGCACGCUAUGGCCAUAAUGGGGACGCUGGGCUACGUGUGGCCAUGCUACCAGCGUGGAGGCGUUAGUCUUCUCCUCCAGGGCUACUUCCUCACCAAAUACAGGAAGACAUUCACGAUGAUGACGUUCACGGCAUGGAAGGCGGCUGUGGUGAUGGCGCUGCAGAUUAUCAACCACUUUGUCUGGAGCUUCCUGGAUCUGUUCGUGUCGCUCUUCGCUAUGGGACUCUCGGCUCGCUUUCAUCAGAUUAACAUUGAGCUAGAGGCCAUCAGCAAUGAGGCUCAGACACCCGAAUUUUGGAGGAGAAAGCGUGCCUUGUACAACGUUUUGGCUGAGUUGGUCAGACAAGUGGAUCUAGUCCUUGGCCCUGUCAUCCUUGUAUCCUACGCGUCGGAUCUGUACUUUAUUUGCCUUCAGACGCUGUCUAUAGUCAACCCUGUCAAUGUAUCGCGAUUCCACAAAGUCUACUUCAGCUUUUCACUGGCUUACAUCAUUCUGCGCACCACGUUUAUGACAUACGUAGCCUCCAACCUGAACGAGGAGAGCAAGAGGCCGAAGGACGUCCUUUUCGACCUGCCGUCAUCGAGCUAUUCCAUUGAGGCAGAGAGAUUCCUCACGCAAGUUCUCACGGACAAUGUAGCACUGACAGGGUGCAAUUUCUUUACGAUAUCCAGGUCAUUUUUGCUGACGGUUGGGGGCACGAUUGUCACGUACGUAGUCGUUCUGGUCCAGUUCAAUCGCGGGAAAGACGCCAAUCCAGACGCGGCCCUGAGCAACGGCACUGUCUCAUGCACUUGCGAAGACCUCAAGAUAUACUCAUGCUGAUUUUUUCAGAACAGACAGUUGGUGGUUCAAAGUCCACCACCUCUCAAUGUGACUUGUGUUUCAAGUAGGCAAAUGGUUGUUCAACUAACAUUUCGUAAUUUUCAACGUACCUGAGCGCGCACAUUUUAAUUUGUUACCUAAAUUUUAAAAAUUUAACAGUCUUCUCUUAUACUCUACAUAUCCUAAAGCAUACAUUGUACGCUCUACCUGGAGCAUGCUUGUAAGCACGCCGUUACUAGCGCAUGCCUUCAAAGCAAGCACUUACUAGUGCCUACAUGCCAUGUACACGCUUCCUGAUGCAGGCAAGUCCCUAUCACUUGUGCCCGAGAGGUAUGCGUCAGUUAGCGUGUAGUACAUGGCAUGUAUGCACUAGUUAAUGCGUGCUUGGCAAGCAUGCCCUAGCUAGAGCGUGCUUGCAGGCAUGCUCCAGGUAGAGCAUACAAUGUACACUUUCGGAUUUGUAGAGUACUUUCUUCCAUAAAGUGUUAAACAUUUUUUCUAAUAAACGA